Myotis brandtii (Brandt's bat) is the source of this 2058-nucleotide messenger RNA. RefSeq names its product amine oxidase, copper containing 1 (gene AOC1). The record is from RefSeq and is a predicted model, not a curated record. Gene Ontology annotation, molecular function: quinone binding; diamine oxidase activity; primary methylamine oxidase activity. The transcript is spliced from 5 exons. Bases 1 to 1977 code for a protein of 658 amino acids. Gene Ontology annotation, biological process: amine metabolic process; response to antibiotic. Lineage: Eukaryota; Metazoa; Chordata; Mammalia; Chiroptera; Vespertilionidae. Gene Ontology annotation, cellular component: plasma membrane.
AUGACUGGCAGGGGAGGGAAGCGAGGCCUGGAGUGCGGGGCCAAGAGAAAUGAAGACCCGAAAGGCCCAGAAAGCCAGGGGCAACCUCCCGGAGGCGAGGUGAAAGCCCGGCCGGCCCUCGGCUGGGCCAUGGCUGCCAUCCUGAUGCUGCAGACGCUGGCCAUGGCGAACCACUCCCCACGGACCCUGCGCAGCCAGGCCACGGUGUUCGCGGACCUGAGCACAGAGGAGCUGAAGGCCGUGCGCAGCUUCCUCUGGUCCCGGAAGGACCUGAGGCUGGAGCCCUCCCGAGGAUCAACCAUCGCCAAGAACACCGUGUUCCUCAUUGAGAUGCUGCUGCCCAGGAAGCAGCAGGUGCUGAAAUUUCUGGACCACGGUCAGAGGCGGCCUGUUCGGGAGGCGCGUGCCGUCAUCUUCUUCGGAGCCCAGGAUCAUCCCAACAUCACUGAGUUUGCCGUGGGGCCCCUGCCAUGGCCCCACUACCUGCGCCCGCUGCCCCCCAGGCCUGGGCACCAGGUGUCCUGGAACUCCAGGCCCAUCUCCUCGGCGGAGUAUGUCCUACUGAGCCACACCCUGCAGGAGGCCACCAGGCCCUUGCACCAAUUUUUCCUGGACACCACGGGCUUCUCCUUCCAAGACUGCCACACCCGAUGCCUGACUUUCACGGACGUGGCCCCUCGGGGCUUGGCCUCGGGCGAGCGCCGCACCUGGUUCAUCUUGGAGCGCUUUGUGGAAGGCUUCUUCUUGCACCCCACAGGCCUGGAGCUCCUCCUGGACCACAGCAGCAUGAACGCCCAGGACUGGGCGGUGGAGCAGGUCUGGUACAACGGGAAGUUCUACCGAAGCCCAGAAGAGCUGGCCCGGAAGUACGAUGCUGGAGAGGUGGACGUGGUGGUGCUGGAGGACCCGAUCCCCGAGGGCAAGGGGGCCAAAGGCACGGAGGAGCCGCCCCUCUUCUCGUCCUACAAGCCACGCGGGCACUUCCCCAGCCCCAUGACCGUGAAGGGCCCACACCUGGUCCAGCCCCAAGGCCCCCGCUACAGGCUGGAGGGCAACGCCGUGCUCUACGGGGGCUGGAGCUUCGCCUUCAGACUGCGGUCCUCCACGGGGCUACAGGUGCUGAACGUGCAUUUCGGUGGGGAGCGCAUUGCCUACGAGGUGAGCGUCCAGGAGGCAGUGGCGCUGUAUGGAGGCCACACACCUGCGGGCAUGCAGACCAAGUACAUCGACGUGGGCUGGGGUUUGGGCACCGUCACCCAUGAGUUGGCCCCUGGCAUCGACUGCCCAGGCACCAAGAAUAGCUUCCAGACGCUGGGCAUGAAGCUAGAAAACAUCACCAACCCCUGGAGCCCGGAGCACCGGCUGGUCCAGCCAACCCUAAAGCAGACGGGGUACUCCCGCGAGCGCCAGGCGGCCUUCCGCUUCGGACAGAAUCUGCCCAAGUACCUGCUCUUCACCAGCCCCAAGGAGAACCGCUGGGGCCACCAGCGCAGCUACCGGCUGCAAAUCCACUCCAUGGCUGAGCAGGUGAUGCCGCCCGGCUGGCAGGAGGAGCGGGCUGUCACCUGGGCCAGGUACCCCCUGGCAGUGACCAAGUACCGGGAGUCUGAGCUGUGCAGCAGCAGCAUCUACAACCAGAACGACCCCUGGGACCCGCCUGUGGUCUUUGAGGAGUUUCUUCGAAACAAUGAGAACAUUGAAGAAGAGGACUUGGUGGCCUGGGUGACAGUGGGCUUCCUGCACAUCCCCCACUCAGAGGACAUCCCCAACAUGGCCACCCCCGGGAACUCUGUGGGCUUCCUGCUCCGGCCCUUCAACUUCUUCCCCGAGGACCCAUCCAUGGCAUCCAGGGACACCGUGAUCGUGUGGCCCCGGGACAAAGGCCCCAACUACGUGCAGCGAUGGAUACCUGAGGAGGGCGGGGACUGCUGGAAGCCUACCCCCUUUAGCUACAAUGGGACUUACAGGCCCGUGUGAAGGGCCACUGCCCCCAGCUAACUCCUCACUAGAACCCCGAUUCCCCCACCCCACCCAGGAAUGGAUAAUAAACCCUCCAGG